This is a messenger RNA of Phoenix dactylifera (date palm), 1506 nucleotides long. Its product is annotated as secretory carrier-associated membrane protein 2-like. Gene Ontology annotation, cellular component: trans-Golgi network membrane; recycling endosome membrane. NCBI's taxonomy places the organism in Eukaryota, Viridiplantae, Streptophyta, Magnoliopsida, Arecales, Arecaceae. The record is from RefSeq and is a predicted model, not a curated record. Gene Ontology annotation, biological process: protein transport.
UCUCUGCGACCACCCAAAGUCCUAGGUUCUAACGCUAUCCUCUCCAUGGAUAACGACGCCCAAACAGAGCGUAUAAAAGCCGCCGGUCUUUGAAUGGCCCCGCGGAGCAGCCUUUGUUUGUGCUGGGAAACGACAAGCCCAGAUAGCCGGCCGGGGAAGCUUCCACUCGAAAGGGAAGUCGUCCUUUUUAACUUUAAGUAAACCCUUCCAAUUCCCGACGCCAACCCCUUCUCGCUCUCGCCGAGGUUUCGAGCUCUCCGCGGGCGCGCGCAAGAGAGAGAGAGAGAGAGAGAGAGACAGACAGACAGAGAUGGCAGGUCGGUACGAACCCAACCCCUUCGACGAGGAGGAGGUCAACCCCUUCUCGGAGCCAACACUUCGUGGAAAAGCAGCAGGACAAUCAAACUAUGGUCAUGGUGGAGGUCCAUUCUUUACUACACACCCCGGUAGUAGUCUUUCGGAUUCUAGACUCUCACCUCUUCCUCCAGAACCUGCUGAGCUUUACAAUGAUCGUGGUGCAACAAUGGAUAUUCCUUUUGAUACAACAAAGGACCUAAAAAGGAAAGAGAAGGAGCUCCAAGCCAAGGAGGCAGAAUUGAAGAAGAGGGAACAGGAAUUAAAACGAAGGGAAGAUGCAGUAGCAAGGGCUGGAAUUGUUAUAGAGAAAAAAAACUGGCCACCUUGUUUCCCCAUAAUUCACCACGAUAUUGCAAAUGAAAUCCCCAUUUACUCACAAAGGAUGCAGUAUCUUGCAUUUGCCUCCUUUUUAGGAUUAACUGCAUGUCUGUUUUGGAAUAUCAUUGCAGUCACAGCAGCUUGGAUUAAGGGUGAAGGUGUGAAAAUCUGGUUCCUUGCUAUAAUCUACUUUAUUGCGGGUUGUCCGUUAGCUUAUGUGUUGUGGUACCGUCCUCUUUAUCGUGCAAUGAGGACUGAAAGUGCUCUGAAGUUUGGAUGGUUUUUCAUAUUUUACAUGGUUCACAUUGCUUUCUGCAUCUAUUGUGCUGUUGCUCCUCCUUUUCCUUUCAAGGGAAAAUCUUUGACUGGUAUCCUUGCAGCAAUAGAUGUCAUUGGUGAUAAUGUUAUAGUUGGGAUCUUCUACUUCAUUGGAUUCGGGUUCUUCUGCAUUGAGUCACUGAUCAGUAUCUGGGUCAUUCAGCAAGAAUACAUGUACUUUAGAGGAAGUGGAAAAGCUGCAGAGAUGAAGCGUGAAGCCGCACGUGGAGCUAUGAGGGCAGCAUUAUGAUAUGCGCUCCCUAAAUCUCAGAUUUUAGUGUUAAUACCUGAAGAAAGAAAUAUUCACCAUGAACUGAAGCAUAUGGUAGAUCAUCUUUGUUUCUAUAUUUGCUUGCUGGCUUUCCCCCACGUAUGUUAUAUGUUUCUGAGAUUUAAAAUAUAGAGAUUGUCGCAAACAGCAGCAGAGCACAUUGGUAGCCACUAUUGUUAAUUUUAACCUUAGAGGCUGUAUAGUUUCUAUAUAGUUUCUGCUUUUAUGUUUUUCCUUGCCAA